Messenger RNA from Marmota monax (woodchuck), 5297 nucleotides. RefSeq names its product ubiquilin like (gene Ubqlnl). Gene Ontology annotation, molecular function: polyubiquitin modification-dependent protein binding. Gene Ontology annotation, biological process: ubiquitin-dependent protein catabolic process. Lineage: Eukaryota; Metazoa; Chordata; Mammalia; Rodentia; Sciuridae. Gene Ontology annotation, cellular component: cytosol. The record is from RefSeq and is a predicted model, not a curated record.
AUAUCCACAAAUAUACAUCCAGUAAGACAUACGAGUCUCACUCUUUUAUGUACAAUAACUCCAUCUAUACCCAAACAUCAACAUAGACAUUUUAGCAUAUCCACUAAUAGUUAAUUCAUCAACUACCCAAAUAAAAAUCAAACACUAUCUCCAAAAUUGAGAAUCUGACUUUUCAGUUGCCUGAACCUGUCUGUCCUCAUAGGAAUUAUACUAGCGACCACUUCCACUCUCACCUUUUGAUUUCAGAUGUCUCUCCCCCUUAAUGCUUUGUCACAAAGAUAAGCAUUUAAAAUCAAACAAGGCCCUUGAAAUAAAUCAUCCUAAAAGUUCUGUUAUGAUGGUAUGUAAAAAAAAGCCACCUAUGAACUAUGUGAAGAAAUCUUGUGCUGCAAGUGGUGGUCCACUCACCUUUAGCUUGCAAUACUCCUAUAGCGAGCUACCCGGGUAGCAUUAUUCCUGCUUCUUAGAGAAGAGGAAAGGUUUUACCCACCAAAUGAGACACUCUGGAGUUUAGAAUAGCAAAAUCUGGACCCCAGAGAAGAACAUGAUCGCCUUUUCCAUAUAAUAUCUUUGUUCUUGUCCUAGUUUCUUUUCUAAGGCCCACCUUUUGCAGACCACUAGUAAAAUUAACAAGUUCCUUCUGGUGGCAUAGUCUCCAUUCUUGUUUUUAGGAAUGUGAUUUUGUCAAUGGCUUCAGUAGAUCCCAUAUUUUAUAUGACACUCCUGAUGUUUUUACAAAGGACCUAUAUGUAAUGCCACACAUGAAACACACAUCACACACACAAAACAUCUGUGUAUAUGUAUGUUUUUUUUAAAUCUUUUUUUGUUGGGGAAUUUUGUCUUUGUUCUUCUGGAAAAUUGUCUUAUUUUAUAAUAGAGAUUUGGACCCUAUCCCCAAAUACAUCCAUUUUCCCCAGCUAGUCCUUGACAUACUAUGAGGCUCAAGUUGACAUCACAAUAUCCCUUUUCUGAGGAGGAGGUCAUGGCCUUUGUGGGUGGGGCAGGAGGAGGGGCAACUAUGAGGGGAGUUAUCACCACUUAGUCCACCUUGUGCCAAUAUGAAUUAAUAGCCACACCAGGCCUCAGCUGGGCCACAUCUGGAGAUCUGGGGUGAGGGUACAACAUCAAAAAUACUGGUCUCAGUCCAGUCACUCAUCUAUUUUUGGACAGCAAGAAAGCUAGCCUGUGGCUUGAGAACAGAACACCCACAGCGAAGGCCAGCAGAAACAUUUGCCUGCCCUCACCCCUCUGCCCCUGCUUCUACUCACUCCCCAUCUGCCCACCCACUAAGUUCCAUGACGCAUGUCAUCUCUCGAACACCCAAAAUGCCCCAUAGAGGGCGUUCUUCAGGUCUGCCUGCAGACAGGACCAUCUCCAGUGUUACUCGAGUGAUAGUGAAGACACCAGGCAACCUGAAAGACUUUAUAGUAGCUGAUGACACCUCAGUGAGGCAGUUCAAGGAGAAGCUAUCGGCUCACUUCAAAUGUCAAAUGGAUCAACUAGUGCUGGUCUUCAUGGGCCGCCUUCUCAAAGACCAUGACACACUGAGCCAGAGGGGCAUCGUAGAUGGCCACACCAUCCAUCUGGUUAUCAAGUCCAAGCACGGUUCCAGAUCCCUGGCCCAUUCCUCCAGGAACCUGCCAGUCAACGAGCCCUGCCAUGGGGACAGAAACACCAAAGGAAAUAGCAGUGGGGUAUGCAAAUCUGCCAGCAUGAGUCAAACACCCACGGAAUCAGACCUCUUUGUGAAGACUGAUGCACCCAAAGUGCGUACUCAGGACUUGAAAGUAGACACUUCAGAGUGUAUAGCACGGAUACUGGAGAAUCCUAAUAUCCAGCAGCUUCAGUCCAAUAUGGAGUAUAUUCGGCAGUUCAUCUCUGAACACCCAGACAUGGAACAAUUGAUGCAGCAGAAUCCAGAAGUCUCCCAUCUCCUUGACAAUUCGGAGAUCCUAUAUCAGACUCUGGAGUUAGCCAGGAAUCUUGCCAUCAUUCAAGAGAUAAUGCAGACCCAGCAGCCUGCACAGAACCCCGAGCAUCCACUGAAUACACUGGGUUUUGAGACAGUUCCAGGUGGGAAUAAUGCCUUGAGUCAGAGCUACACUGAUUUCAAUGACCGAAUGCUCAACAAUUCGAAAGAUCCUUUUGGGGGCAACCCUUUCACAGCUCUCCUGGCAGGACAAGCACCAGAACAGCUACAGACUUCACCCACAAUUCCACCACCAUCUCAGGAAUGGCGUGACCAGUUCCCACAGCUCCCUACAACCAAAGUCAUCUAUACUAGUUCCCGUGGUUUUUCCUCCAUCUCAACCAAUGGCAUCUCAACCAAUGCCACCCCAAACAGAGUCAACCAUACUUCCACGAUCUCGACCAACGACCAAAGCCCUGUCCAUGAUACUGAGAUAGCAGCCUUGCCUAGUAAAGAAGUUAUCCAAAAGUCUCAAGAGGAAGACCAGGAUGCCACUAUCUCUAUAGAUAGUCCUGAACAGAAGUUGGAGGAAGAUCCCCAGUUGUCAGAUGAGCAGAAUAGUUCUCAGAUCGCAGGAGGCAUGAUGCAGUUACUUAUGAAUAAUCCCCACCUGGCAGCUCAGAUGGUGUUCAUGGGUAUGCCCCAGCUGAAUGACCAGUGGAAACAGCAGCUGCCCACAUUCCUGCAGCAGUCACAACUCUCUGACUUUCUUUUAGCCCUUACUAACCCUAAAGCGUCACAAGCAAUAUUGCAGAUCGAGCAGGGACUCCAGCUGUUGGCCACAGAGGCUCCUGUUCUUCUGCCCUGGGUUGCACCUUACUCAUGGGGCCUAGGUUGUCUUUCUGCCCCCAACUGCAACUAUCCUGACCCAGUGCACUGGGCCUGGAAUAUACCCGAGUCCAAGAGAUCCGAGUGCUGCCACGUACCUGGAACAAUCCUGCAGAAGCUACAAUCCCUAGCUGGAGAUCCUUCCCACUUUCUACAAGCCCUUGAGAUUCGUUUCAGCAAGCAGAUGGAAUCUCUUCAGGCCAUGGGAUUUGGGAAUCACCAUGCCAAUCUACAGGCACUCAUUGCUACUGAAGGGGAUACCAAUGCGGCUAUUCGCAAGCUCAUGAGAUCCCAGGGAUUCUAAAUACCAUAUCUACCUGUCUGCUUUCUACCUGUCUGCUGACUCAUGAUCACCUCAUCUGCCUUUUUUUUUUUCUUUUUUAAAAAAACCUCUUCUGAUGCUUCCAACCAGGAGUAGUCCUGGAAAAGGAGAAAGCAACCAAUGCUUUCUUUACUGAAUAUUAGACCAUUGGUGAUGGCUGCAAGAUCUGUCAAUAAAAUGGCUGCACCUACAUGCCCUCAUCUGAGGUUUGGUUUUGUUUAUUUUGCAGAAAAGUGACUAAAUAUAUUUGAUAUCCCUGUCUUUCCUCACAUACGCGCGCAUGUGCGUGCACACGCACGCACCCCACAUGCACAUAUUAAUAAAGAUCUGAAAAGAACCACAGUUGCACCUAUGCUCAAAUAACCAAAACAUGCAUAUAUAGCCUAACACAGGUGCAAACACACACAGAUACACAUAGAUACCUAGAGACAUGUAAAGAGACCCACAUGUAGGGGAAGAGAAACAUGAAAUGCUCAUACAGAAAGGGAAAACUUACAUAGACCCAGAUACUUAUCCAUAAAAACUGAUAUUUAGUAAUACAUUAAAAAAAUCUACAUUGUUCAUUUUUGCAAAUGAAAGAAUGGCCUGACAGGUCAAUGUAGGAAGAAUUUACAUAUUGGCCAGGCCUGGAUGAGUACUUAAAAUUGUGGCCUCUAACUAACUGCCAGUGAUAGAACUUGGAUGGGUUGUUGCUAUUGUUUCUUUAGCACACACAGGUGCAACUGCUGCCAUUUUCAUGGAAUACAGUCACUAAACCCAGUCUUUUAUGGGAUGCAGCAUCAUCCAGGAUGUUCACACCCUCCAGUAUAUCGUUUGUACCUUGUGCUUCCCUCAGUUGUUGAAGGCUCACUUUCCCUUCCUGUCUCACCUGGGAUGUUCCAGAUUGGCAGGAUAUGCAACCAACUCUGGUUCAAUUAUUCAAUUAUUCUAUAAGUUAAUAAGCUUUUAAUUUAGUAAGUCAACAUGGUUUUAGGCAUUGGACAAACAGCAGUGACAUAACAAAAGAUCAUUUGUGGAGCUUACUUUCUUUUGUGAAGAUACAGACAAUAAAUAUCAAGAUUAUUUUAUAAGUGUAUUAAGUUGUGGAAAGUGCUACAAAGAAAAAUGAACUAAAGUCAGUCAUUGUGUUGUGUACCUAUAAUCCCAGCGGCUGGGAUUAUCGUAUUCAAUUUUUCCCCUCAUCACCAAUUCUAUAAAGAUUUUCACAUUUCAACUGCACUCUAUAAUUCAGACCUUUGCAACAGAAAACCACUCAUGUGUGCAACGUUCUUUCUAAAGGUUUUCUUAUCUUUUUGCUAUAACAUGUCUGUCCAGUGCCUUGACAGCUUAGCAAUGGCAAGACACUAAGCAACUCAGUGAGAACCCUGUGUCUUAAUAAAAUACAAAAUAGGGCUGGGGAUGUGGCUCAGUGGUCAAGUGCCCCUGAGUUAUAUCCCUGGUAGUCCCCCCUGCUUCCCCCAAAAAAGAAAGAAAAAGAAAUGAAAAAUGAAUUAGGAUUAUCUACCCUAAACAGAGUAAUCAGGAAAGGCUGAUCUGAGAUGAUGACAUUCAGAUUGAAGGAAAUGGAAACAAGAUGCAAUUCCCAGGAGAAGAAUGAUCCAAGGAGAGAAGGUUGUAUGAAAAUAAAAGCAUUGACAUAGGGUAUUCCUGUUGUGCUUGAAGAAUAAUAAGGAGGUUUAUGCAGCAAGGCAAGGCGGGGUGAACAAAAAACCCACCUACCCAACCAACCAAACAAACCAAAAACCCCAGGGGACAGGGUCACAAGUAUUGUGAAAAUCUUUGAAGAACUGGUGAGCAUUUUGCAUUUUAUUUACCAUGAAUGUAAUAAAAGCCACUGGUGGGCACAUUUAUUAAUUGUAGACAUUAAAAUAUAUCACAAGAUUCCCCCCAAAUGAAAUUUAAACCCAAGUGUUAAUUAUUCUCCACUGUGAUUCCUUCAAUCACACUCUGAUUGUGCCAGAGAUUUCUCAUUUUUCAUCUUAAUUUUCAUAGAAACCAACACUGUUUUUCUUUAACAUGCUUCUUUGAUGAUCUGAAUAUCUUUUGAUUUGGAUUAAAGUUCUGGCAUACUUUUCGAGUCUAAUAGAUAAUUUUAUUUAUAAUUGCUUCUCUGUUGUAUUUUAAAAGAAGAAUGAAAUGAGCAAGUUGUGAAAUAAAGUUGUGUCUUAAAAUUGUAAA